ACCAGGUUCCCUUGAGCCUAGGGAUAGGAAGUCGAAGUCGCCCGAUCACUACACCUCAAAGGAUGAUUGACUGAUAUUCGGUGUGAUGUAAUUUCUCGACUCCAUCUCAAUUCGCCAGCCUCACUUCACUAUGUCGGUCCACGACAACCAGGCUGGCGGCGGUCUGCCGGUCGUCAUCGAGUAUCCCCGCCGUGAAGAUGGCGUCAACUACACGCCACUGGCUGUUCCAUGUGCCCGAUGCGCUCUUCGAUUGACCGAAUUCAACUACAGUCCUGACAAGGAGGGCGAAAUUAAGAUCCCGGUGUGUGAGAGAAACAACAGCGGUUCCGGUGAAUGUACUUCCUGUCAACAACUUGGCGGACCAUGUGUCCAGAUCCCACCUGCGUAUCGCGGCUCGGUGCUACAUCUCCGUCUUUGUGUUGAUCGACAUCGGGCCGAGAGUCCGGACAGCCUUUCUGGCGAACUAGAGCGACUGAAAGGGGAAGCGCGAAAGGCUGCCCUCGAGAGCCAAAGGCGCGAGGAACAGCUCUCCUCGUGGAGGCGAAAGCGGGAAGAACGACAAGCCAUUCAGAGUCGAGGACGCGGAGGCGGGGAGGCCCUCCAGAGGGCCCCCAAAAGACCCAUUGACGUUAUUGAGUCACCACUCGGUGUCACGGACGAAGGUGACGAGGUGGCUAUCCGCCGACUAGCGGUUGCCGAGCGGCAGGCCAGUGCAUUAGAAGAGAUCGCGUCUACAUUAAGGGCUAUUCGAGCCGAGUUUGCCGCGAGCCGUCGCGCUAUUGGCCAAGUCGCCACUGCGAUUAGUGGUUUGAGCGGGGUUAUUGGGCAUCCUCAGGACCAAUUGGAGGACACGACGGCCCAAGAGACGGAGAAUGGGCAUUGA
Sodiomyces alkalinus F11 is the source of this 883-nucleotide messenger RNA. RefSeq lists its product as hypothetical. Lineage: Eukaryota; Fungi; Ascomycota; Sordariomycetes; Glomerellales; Plectosphaerellaceae. The coding region runs from base 131 to 883 and encodes 250 amino acids. The transcript is spliced from 5 exons. The record is from RefSeq and is a predicted model, not a curated record.